AUGCGCUUGGCCAUGUACGCCGGGGCCUCGGCGGCCCUCGCCGCCACGGUUGUCACGUCCGCCUUUUACCAGCGCGCCAACUUCUACUCUGCGAUGGUCUAUCUAUCGCAAAGUAACCUUUGCUUGAUGAUCCUCGUCAACCUCGUCUUCCUCGUCUACGGCUCCUUCAUGUACGGCCUCCAGCGCCUGUGCUUCGGAGCGCUCCGCCCCGUCGAAGUCGAACAGCUCUACGAGAAGGCCUGGUUCGCAAUCACCGAGACGUGCCUCGCUAUGACCGUGUUCCGCGAGGAGGUCGGCGCCUUCUUCAUCGUCAUGUUCACCGCCCUUAUCACGGGCAAGGUCUGGGGCUGGAUCGGCGAGGGCCGCGUCGAGGUCUUCGAGCAGCAACCGCCUGCGAACCCCCGCCUCUUCCACGCCCGGCUCGUCGUGUCGCUGCUCUCGAGCAUCAUAUACAACGCAUGGCUGCUUAGCUACUCGAUCAAUACGGUUAUCGUGCAGGCGAAGCCGACGAUGAUGGUUAUGUUCUUGUUCGAAUUCGCCGUUCUGGCGGUCGGGUCGCUGCACACCGGGCUGCGUUAUGUUAUCUCCCUGGUUGAGGCAAGUGUUAUUAAGAGGCAGACCGCUCAGAGGUUGGAGCAACGAAGGCGAGAGGUCAGAGAGCAGAGAGCAGAGAUUUUGCGGAGAAGAGAAGCUGGGGAGGCGGCCGAAGAUAACGAGGUACUGCCGGACGAGGACGACAUCGACGAGAUGGAUAUUGAGGUUCCGGGCUGGGAUACGAAGGGCCAGUGGAUUCUGUUCCUGGAUCUCUUCGCUGAUUUGCUCAAGCUCUCAGUCUACACAGCAUUCUUCUGCGUGUUGCUUGUCUUUUACGGUCUACCGAUUCACAUCAUGAGGGAUCUCUUUAUGACAACCAGAAGCUUCGUCAAGCGACUCACAGCCCUACUGAGAUACAAGCAGGCCCUGAGGGACAUGAAUCGAUAUCCAGAUGCGACGGCGGAAGACCUGGGACGCGAAGACACUUGCAUCAUUUGCCGAGAGGAGAUGCGUCCAUGGGACCCGAACGGCGGACAAGUGGAGAGGACCCGACCAAAGAAACUUCCAUGUGGCCAUAUUCUACACUUCGGAUGUCUCAAGAGCUGGUUGGAAAGACAACAAGUGUGCCCAACCUGUCGAAGCUCUGUGGUGGUUGAACAGCCACCGAGAAAUGGACAAUACCGCCCCCGAAUGGCGUUUCACAUACAACCAAAUCUACCGGGCGGACAGAAUCAGCCCGCACAAGCGAAUGGUCAAGCACCCGGCGCGCAGGAUGCGCAGCUAAAUGGGCAGGCCGGACAAGGCGGUCAACAACCUCUAAACCCAAGAGCAGCCAUGCGAUAUAUCAACCUCGGUCCAAUAAGAUUGGGCUUCGCCCAGGGUGGGCAAGAGGUGGCAGAGCUGGCGAACCGAAUGGGUGUCGAUCUAAAUGGGCCCAAUGCUCAAGCGGCAGCACAAGCGAAUAUUCCCCCGACAAAUCCUGCGGAUCUCUCGACAAUGGAGGCUGUCCGGAAUAGGUUGCUGGAAGUCGACCAGAGAAUCCAGCAGGAAGUUCGUGACAUACAGCAAGGCAUACAGAAUGUCCACAUGGCCCAGCACGAGCUCCAGCUGAUUAACUUGAUGCUGGCUGAACUCGCACGUAUACGGCAGCUCAACCUGGGCCAGCAACAACCCCCGGCCCAGCCUGGCCAGCCCACACCUACUCCUAAUGCCGCCACUGCGCCAGCUGGUGGUGUACCUCCUCCCCAACCUCCAGGUGGGGUGCAGAUACCGACGCCGCAUGUAUACCCUGCUGGCCAAAUUCCCCUCCCGACGAUGCCUCAAGCCUCGAACCCCUUUAUCCCCAGGAUGAACUCACCCACUGUUACCCGCCACGGAGCUGUUCCACAAACAACAGCCAUUCCCUCUGGCAGCGCGGACCUUCCUGAGGGUGUUGUGAUACCACCAGGGUGGUCCCUAAUGCCUCUUCAACGCCUUGACGGCGGCGCGAUUCCAGCAAAUGGAAUCCAAGCGCAUGGUGGUCUCACACCCAACACCCAGCCAGAAGGGGCUGCGCAAGCUGGUAGUGGCCAGGCAAAUGGGGCCAUACCAGCCCAGUCGUCUAGCAGCACUACCGGAACGGCCGCUGGCGCUAAUGGAGGUACAAACUCUGAGGAGGUCCACAGCACAGAUUCUCAACACGCGUCUCGCGAAUCAAGAUCCGAGGCGCCCCAAGUCGCCGCGCCAACGCCGGUGACGCCAGUCUGGGGCGGGUCAGCGCAGCUCUUUGGUGGCGGUGGCAGUGGUAGAUUGCCAUUUGGGCUAGAAGCGCCUGGCUCGAGCCGGUCCACCUCCCAGACCCGUGAUGGAGAGAACAGCAGCAACCGGGAGAUUGGCGACCAGGGAGCGAGUGGUUCCAGCGAGCCGGGCAGGUCAGCUGCUCCGCCAGCGGCCGAGGAGCAGGAGGAUGCCUCGUCAACCGCCAAGGGCAAGGCGCCUGCUGCUAGCGUCGAGGAUGCCGAGGACUGA
Molecule: messenger RNA, 2541 nt
Organism: Diaporthe amygdali
Lineage: Eukaryota; Fungi; Ascomycota; Sordariomycetes; Diaporthales; Diaporthaceae
Exons: 4
Coding region: 1-2541 (846 amino acids)
Cellular component (GO): cytoplasm
Source: RefSeq, a predicted model, not a curated record